CCGCCGGCCGGAAGAAGGCCUGGCCGAGCAGGAUCCCACGUGUCCUGGCCCCACGGGACUACCUUUCCCAGCGGCCACCGCGGCCCGCGCCUGCGCACACACCCCGCUGAGGCUGUCCGCCCGGCGGCACUCUGGGCACCGGCAUGGCGGCGGCCGGUGGGGGGGCCCGACCCCGAGACUGCGGCUGCAAAGGGGUCCGGACCUGCCUGGUGUGCGAGCGGGAGCGAGGUGGCGGCCCGCCCGGAGCUGUGGCCCCUCAGAAGACGGCCCAUUUUAUCUACUGUUUAGAGACCGGCUUAGCCAUGGGAAAGGAGAAAUCAGAGUUUGCUGGCUGGGCUUUUCCUUUCCCAGGAGUGGCUCUGAUAAAGGACUUUGUUACUGCUGAGGAAGAGGCUGAACUGGUUCGAUUAAUGGAUCAGGACGACUGGAAGCUUUCACAGUCUGGAAGGAGGAAACAGGACUAUGGUCCCAAAGUCAACUUCAGGAAGCAGAAGCUCAAACCUGGUGCUUUUGAUGGCCUGCCCAGCUUCAGCCGGGAGAUCGUGCAGAGGAUGGGGGCGCACCCCCUCCUGGAGAGGUUCCUGCCGGUCGAGCAGUGUAACCUGGACUACCACCCCGAACGAGGCUCUGCGAUCGACCCCCACUUGGACGACUCUUGGCUCUGGGGAGAGCGGCUGCUCAGCCUCAAUCUGCUCUCGCCCACGGUGAUGUCCAUGUCUCGGGACUGUGAUGAGAUGCUUCAGUUACUCUCCGCGGCCCCGAGGGGAAUGAGAAACUCUGUGCAGAAGGACACAAAGGCAGGAGACCCUGAGGACGCCCAGGUCACCCGGAGGGCUGUUGUGUGUGACCAGGUGGAGGUGGCCAUUCACUUGCCUGCCAGGUCCCUGCUCGUGUUGUUUGGAGCUGCCCGCUAUCAGUGGAAGCACGCCAUCCACCGCCAGCACAUCCAGAGCCGCCGAAUCUGUGCCACCUUUCGGGAGCUGUCGGCCGAGUUCUGUCCUGGAGGGAAGUGGGGGGAACUAGGGCAGGAACUCCUGCAAAUAGCUCUGUCGUUCCAAGGAAAACCCGUGUGACAAGGCCAGAGGAAGGGAGCCGGCACCCAGAUUUGUCACGAAACAAGUCCAGGGCCUGGUGGCACUGCUGCACCUGCAAGCCUUGGAUUCGUAACAGGAUGACUUUAGUUGGGCUGCACAGUCUGAAGAAGAGCACUUUGGGAAUUCUCAUCUUGUUGUUGUCUUGGAAAGAAGCCAGGCUGAGGGCCUGGGCAGAGUAAAGGUAGAGCGGGAGAGGGCAGGAAGAAUGGUGAUGCGGCAGCCCUGGCCACGCUGGGGAGGGCUGCUCUACCUUGGCACCCCCUCCUCCCAGCUCGCCUGAGAAGAUCCAGCCCUUUGAUUGGUGGGCCUUUGCCUAUGGAUGUUUCCAUGAGGGGAAAAGGCCCCUAAUUGCAUCUGCUUCACCCAAAUUAGUGUAAGACUCUAGGGGUCAUUCUAAAUAUACACAACAUUCUGUGUGUUAUGGAAGGAUGAGCGUUGCAUUAAACACAUGUUUUUUUAAA
Dromiciops gliroides (monito del monte) is the source of this 1555-nucleotide messenger RNA. RefSeq names its product alkB homolog 4, lysine demethylase (gene ALKBH4). Gene Ontology annotation, cellular component: midbody; contractile ring. Gene Ontology annotation, molecular function: demethylase activity; actin binding; oxidoreductase activity. Lineage: Eukaryota; Metazoa; Chordata; Mammalia; Microbiotheria; Microbiotheriidae. The record is from RefSeq and is a predicted model, not a curated record. Gene Ontology annotation, biological process: protein demethylation; actomyosin structure organization; oxidative demethylation. Bases 144 to 1073 code for a protein of 309 amino acids. The transcript is spliced from 3 exons.